Molecule: messenger RNA, 642 nt
Organism: Lycium barbarum (goji berry)
Lineage: Eukaryota; Viridiplantae; Streptophyta; Magnoliopsida; Solanales; Solanaceae
Exons: 2
Coding region: 1-642 (213 amino acids)
Source: RefSeq, a predicted model, not a curated record
AUGGUGGCACAAUCGUCCUUAGUGGGGCAAGUCAAGGCUUGCCAAUAUGAAGAUCCCCAUCUUGCUAAAAUACGAGAUCGAGUGCAAAAUGGGGGCGUUAAGUCAUUCUCUAUUGAUGGCAAAGGCGUGUUACGUUGUCAUGGUAGACUGUGUAUUCCUAUGGUGGGUGAUGUGAAACAACUAAUUCUUCAAGAUGCUCAUAGCUCGCGAUACUCCAUCCACCCAGGUGCUUCCAAGAUGUACCAAGACUUGCGUGGAUUAUAUUGUUGGAAAGAGUUUGCUUAUAAUAACAUCUAUCAAUCGAGUAUUCAGAUGGCGUCGUUUGAAGCCCUAUAUCGUCACAGGUGUCGUUCACUAGUUGGAUGUUUCGAACUUGACGAAGCACAACAAUUAGGUCCGGAUUGGGUUCGGCAAGCCUUGGAGAAAGUAGCGAUGAUACGAGAACGACUUAAGACAGCACAAAGCAGACAGAAGUCCUAUGCAGAUAAGAAAGUUCAUGAUGUGGAGUUAUUGAAGGGUGAAAAAGUCUUCUUAAAAGUUUCACCAAUGAAAGGAGUUAUGAGAUUUGGUCGGAAGGGUAAGCUAAGCCCUAAUUAUAUCGGUCCUUAUGAAAUUUUGGACAGAAUUGGAUUGGUGGCAUAG